Macrosiphum euphorbiae (potato aphid) is the source of this 2625-nucleotide messenger RNA. The record is from the annotation of a GenBank genome assembly. NCBI's taxonomy places the organism in Eukaryota, Metazoa, Arthropoda, Insecta, Hemiptera, Aphididae.
AUGCCAAAAACAAAGAAAGAAACUGUUAAAGAUAAAAAACAGUGCACAUCAAAAAAGACUGCAAUUAAACGAAUUAAAAGGCCAGUUUAUAAAUUUAAUUUACAUAAAAUUUUGAAAAAUAGACAAUUAGAAAAAAAUGUUUGGGAACAAACUGCUAAACAUGAUGAGGAGAUGAAAGUUAUUGACGAAUCGUAUCAAGAACUAAAUGAGACUAUUGAUUUUGAAGACAAUGACAAACUUCCUAUUGAAUCAAUUCAUUUUGAUCCUGCUGUCUUAUCUAAUUACAAUAUACCCUUUAAAGACAGCUCAGAUUCUGAUUUAACAAAAUUGUGUAUGCAACGUUUACAAAUUAUGUUAAUCGAAGGAAAUGAACUUGAAGCCAGCAUUCAUUUUAACCAUUUGAUGAAAGCAAAUUGGUCCCCAGUAUUUGAUAUUGUCCAAAAUAUUUUAUGCAAAUGGUCUGCUGAUUUGGAUACUCAAACUAGUGAUCCAUCAAUUGAGUAUCAAAUUAAAAAUUAUAAAAACAUUAAAAGGCACAAUUUUGAAUUAGUAUUAAAUUGCAUAUCUUCCAGUAUACUGAAAAAUAACAAGACAUUUUGUGUUGACGAACUUUUAACAAUAGCCAAAUAUACUGUUACAAUAUACUUUCACCUUGGUGGACAAAUGAUAAAUGUAUUAAAAAGAUUAUUUAGUGUUUGUAUUGAAACAGCAUUAGAAAAAGACAAUGGUUCCGCUAUUAUAGUUUUUGCUGAAGAAUUGUAUUCAGAACACAAUGAAGAUAAUUUAUUAAUUAUGAUGGUUGAUUUAUUUCUGCCUUUGGAAGGACAAAUAUUGGAAAAAAUGUAUACUUAUUUAACAUACAAAAUAUUCAAGUUACUUUUAGGAAAGACUGACAAUAAGAAUACAUUUCCAUCUAGCAUCAAAGAAUGGUUUGUACAAGAUUUGUUAGAAAUGAAUUAUUUUAAAGAAAAUCCAAAUAAAGUAUUGUCCAGUGUUGUUCAAUUGUUAGAACAUGUUGUUUUUGUAUUUGACUUAUACCAAGAAGAUAAAAAAAUGCAUAGCAUGUAUAACUUUCUGAAUUCUGCGAUCAAACACAGCGGAAUAUCAGAUUCUAUAAAACUCGUCAAUAUAAUAGACCAGUGGAGGUUGCGAUUAUUUCGUUUAUUUGUUGACCGUCAAGCUGGAACUUUGGGUUCAAGUCGAGAAUCUGGCUUAGGAAGUGAUUCUGACAACAUGGCUGAAUUGGCACAGCUGUUACAAGCUGAUAUACCGGAGGGCCGUAAGAGUUUGACAGACAGUCAUGUAAAUUUAGUGCGUGUUGCUGAAUACUGUGAAGUAAAUUAUUUUCAAGCUGAGAAUAAACGAUUGGCUUUAGAAGAAACAAAAAACUAUACCACCCAGUCGUUAGCUAGUGUUGCAUGUCAAAUAAACACACUUGCUUAUAACUUUUUACAAUUAUUGGACCUUCAAACCAUUCAACUAUCUAAAAUGGAUAGUCAAAUCAACCACAUUGCUCAAAACGUAAUGAUUCAUAAAGAAAUAGUUGCUAGACAAGAAAUCGGUGUAUUGACAACAAAUAAAACAACCAACCGUCAACAUAAAAUCAUCGCACCUGCUAAUCCAGAAAAGCCUAUUAAAUAUGUUAGAAAACCAAUUGAUUUUACAGCACUUGAUGAUAUUGGCCACGGUGUUCGUAAAACUUCCUGUAUGGUCUGUCAACCAAUUUCCAAUAGUUCCAGUGCUUCAACUAAUAUGUCAUUUGUUGGUCCUGCUCCUACAAUCAAACCACCUACACCUCCAGCAGUUAUACGAGCCACUGGAUCAUUGAGUAAAGGGUAUCGUGAAUAUCGCACAACUCCCGCCGUUGCUCCACGACAAGUUCCCAGUCAUUAUGCUCUUAAUUAUCUACUAGCUCCACCGUCUCUUCAUACAUUAAACACAAGAAUGGAAGUUGGACCAGAUUUGUUGGACCAUCAUCUCCAUCAGGCUACUUUUUCAUCAAAUACUUCUCAACAGUCAUCUACAGACCAUUAUUAUUCAAACAUAUCUCAACAAUCUUCUACAGAUCAUUAUCAUUACCUCUCUAAUACAUCGCAACUAUCAUCUACCGAUCAUUUUCGUUCAAAUUUAUCUCAACAAUCAUCCACCGUUCAUUAUAGUUCAAACAUCCCUCAAAAGCCACCUGCUGAUCAUUAUCGUUCUAACAUUCCCCAGCUAACAACUACUGACCACUAUCGUGCAAAUACCUCACAGUUACCUGGUAUCUUAAAAAACUCAGCACAAUAUUAUUCUUCAUCUGCAGUAGUCACAUCCCCCCAACAGCAACAUACUAGACAAGCAUCAGCUUCUCUGCCAUUACCACGACCUCCAGAAGAUUAUUUUGGUCAUAUUGCUGCUGGCUCAAUUGUACCCCAAGAACCUGAUCUUCCAGGAUGGGUUCCUAAGAAUUAUUCGGAGAAGGUAAUUGCAAUUUAUGAUUAUUAUGCUGAUAAAGACGACGAAUUAAGUUUUCAAGAAAAUUCAGUUAUUUAUGUCUUAAAGAAAAAUGAUGAUGGUUGGUGGGAAGGCGUAAUGGACGGAAUUACAGGGUUAUUCCCAGGAAAUUAUGUUGAAGGCUGUAAAUAA